Messenger RNA from Tetrahymena thermophila SB210, 6672 nucleotides. RefSeq lists its product as hypothetical. The record is from RefSeq and is a predicted model, not a curated record. The transcript has 14 exons. Lineage: Eukaryota; Ciliophora; Oligohymenophorea; Hymenostomatida; Tetrahymenidae.
AUGAGCUUAUCUAGUAUAUUAAUUGUUCUCAUCAUAUUGCUUAAAUGUGCGAUUGCUGGGAAUGUGAAAUACAUUAAUUUUUAAAUGGACUACUCUAACAUAGGUUUAGCAAGAAAGCUAUUUUUCACAUUUUAGCUGGACACUUAUUUCCCUAAUUCAGGGUAUAUGCAGAUAUAACUACCAUUUGAUUAAGCUACUUUACCUACAGGCUAUAUCUACUAAUCAAGUGCAUAAACGUGCAACUCGUAAAAUUUUCCUAUUGUUCAGAUACCAAUUACAAUUGAAGGUGCAGUAGCAGGAGCAAAUAAUGUUUACUGGAUUGAUUUUCCUUAGGAUUUAAGUAAUCAAAAUGUUUACACACUUGUUAUUGUAUUAAGUGCUCCUGUUGGUAGUGGAGUUUUUAAUAACCCUUUAAUCUAAUUCAGGCCUGUUUCAAUAACUACAUAUUCAUCUCUAAACAAAGCAAAUCCCUCUACAUUGCUUAUUUAUGACACCAACCCUGUAUUCACAAUGAUUAAUUUUGAAGCAUAAGUGGCUUCAAGUUUGAAUACUCAAGUUCUCUCUGGUGGCAGUGGUAAUCUUUAAUCAAGCAGUAUUGUAGUUGUUAGAUUAAAACCAACCUAGCAACAAAUUAGAAGAGUUGAUAUCUCUUUACCUUAAUCAGUAGGAAUAUCUUUUGAUAAUAGUGAUCCCACCACAUUCUGUUAAGUUGCCACUCUUAUUCUAAAUUAAGAUUUUACAUGCUAGUAGAGUGCUUAAAAUGAAGUUCUUAUUACUUUUUCAAGCGAUUUGCAAAAUUAAAAUUAUGAUAUAUCACUAAAAAUUAACUUCCCAACUUUUAAUGAUAACUCAGAUGUUUAAGUUGUAGGCAUGCGUGCAGGAGACAAUGUUGUUAUGGAAUGGAACACAAUUGCUAAUGCCGUUUCAACUAUAGUUCCUAGUUGGACAUCCAGACAAAUCUUUGGUUUUUAAAAUUAGUUACUGUCAUCUUCUGUUUGCGUUUAUAGGGGAUCAUCUGCUACUGACUACACUUAUAACACCUUAAAAUUUACUUUUUAGGUGAGCUAAGAUUUAUUAGCUGGAAUUAAUUAUAGAUUAGCUAUGGAUCUAACAGUAGAUUCAUCAAUUCUUGAUAAUUCAAUCGUUGUUUAAAAUUUAGUUAGCUUUUCACCAACUUAAUAAAUCAAAUGCUAUAGUAUUAAUAGCAAUUCUAAAGUAUAAUGUGAUAAUGUUUAAAAUUUAAAAGCUGGUACAGUUUAUUCGAUUCAACUUAGAGUUAGUUUAGUCUAUAUCAGUGGUGCUACAGCUAAUUAAUUCAAAUCAGGAUUUGGAAAACUUGAAAUUUAUCCCUUUUAGAAUAAUCAAUAUUACACCAAGCCUUCUGUUUUAUUUGAGACAAAUGCUAAUUUAGCUGCUUUAGUCAAUAAUUUAUGCAUUCAAAACAACUUUAAUUGGCUAAAUUAAAUUACUGCUAAUAAUAUCAAUGAUUACCAAGUUGUGCAUUCAAGAUCAGAUGGUUCCAUAGCAACACCAAUAAGUACAUAUGGAAUAUUUGGAGUUAAAGUAGGUACUAACUAGAUUCUUCAAUUUUAUAAUGAAUUCAUCUCAAACGACUUUAAUGGAACUCCUAAUUCUAAAUCCUAACUAUAAAUAUCUGCAAAUUACAGAAUUAUUGCUCCUCAGUCUUCAUCUACAUGCAUGACCACAGGAACACCUUAUACUUGUAACUUUAUUGCUCCUGCAUCAGGUGAUCCAUAUUAGAUAGUUAAAUUUUAGUUUGCAUUUUAAGUCGAUGCUGAUGCAGCUGCAUUUAUUGCUGGUGCUGGAUCUGUAAUAUCUUUUGAUGCUAUAGAUGUUAAAGCUAUGAGUUCAGUACAGCCCUCUGAUAAUUUUAACAGUGAUUAUAUUUUCAAAAUCAUUCCAGACACAACAAACCCUACCAAUAAUGUAAAAACUGCUAUAGUAAAUGGUUUUGUACUCCCAACCAACCUCUAUACAGACAUAAAUAUAAGUUUAGUUAACCUUUGGACAGGAACUACAAACGGAAAUGAUGCAAAUUUAGUUCCUACAUUUAUUCGUAUUAAUGUUUUCUUUUCCUCUAACUAGCCUACCGUUACUUAAGGAAAUUGGAUUGUCUUUUUCGAUAACGUAAAUUUCUUACCUGAUCCUAAAGUCUAAUCUAACCCAAGUUGCUCAAUAACACAAACAUCUACAGUGUGUGGAUACUAGGCUGGAAAUUAAAAUAGCUAUCACUAUUUAUUCUAAAAUUAUUUUACUUACACUAGUAGUAUUCCUUAAAUGCCAAGUAUUGAUUAGUCUUUUACUGUUCUUAUACCAGUUACUACAACAGCAAACAAAAAUUAGAUUCGUGUUCGUACAGCUCUUUUGGAUACUUCAGGAAAUAUACAAGGCUUAAGCAAGUAAUACUAGUUUUAGUUUAAAGCAGCAGGAGUUACCCAGUAAGCAAUUAUAUCUGAUUAUAACACGCUCUAAAAUACUAAUUUCGAAGGAUUGAAUUUCUUAUUCAAUGUUGGAAGCAAUCUAGUUGGAGAUACAGUUUCUUCAGCCAAAGUAAAUGUUGUGGCUGCUGAUUUUUAAAAAAUUCUUAAUCCUAAUUCAGCUACUUAGUAAGGAACAGGUAUCACCAUUACAUCAACUCAUAAUCUAGUUUCUGAUCCUGGCUUCGAUGUCUAAGAUGGAGGAUUUGGCUUAAUAAGUUCAAAACCAUAGGAAAAAUGUAUUAAAUUUGGCUAUCUUUACAGUGACAAAACAGGCAGAUACGGUUUUUACUGCCCUCUAAAAAGCACUGUUGGGCAAAGCACAUUAACUAGUUAUCUAAACGUUUUAAAUCUUUCUCUACCCUGGGAAACUGGAACAAGCAUGCCAAAUAUAGUGGGCACCUUCAGCAAUAAUGUUCCCAUUUAAGAUCCAGGUUUCGAUGUCACAGGCAUACUGCUGAAAUACACAGUUGACAACACUCUAAAUGCUAUGCAGCCAAAUGUUUUAAAAUCAAUAAUUACAGAUAUCGAUUUACCCAUUUCAUAAAGGUUUGUUAAACUUUCAGUUACAUUUACUACAACAAAUUAAUUACCUUCGCAAUUUAACUUUGUUAUCACUUCUCAAAAUGGGUCAAGCUAACCCUUCCUUUUUACUGUAAGUUAAAUAGUUUUAUGCCAAAUUUAUCAAUAAAAUGCAAAUGGGUUGUUUACAUUAGUUACUCAAUCAUGCAAGUAGAUAUUUAGAGAAUUUUAGAUUAUAAUCUAAGUUUCAAAUGGAUCAAAAUCUCUAUCUGCUGGGACAUAUAAAAUCCGUAUAGGUGGUAUAAAUGUUAUUGAUAAUCCACUGAUGAGACAAUAGGCUUAUUUUGAGACAUAAACAAUCACUGGAAAGACUAUUGAUAAAACUCCUAAUCCAUAUGCUAUUUAUUACAAUUUCAAACAAAAGCAGCUAAGCUUAUCAAUAACUAACUAAAGUUUCUUGAUUCCAAAUAAGUAUGCUAUGACUAUAUUUUCAUUUACCUUCACAGUUUAGGGACGUGCAAUUUAUUCUGAUGAAGAAAUUAUUUUUAACCUAGAUGCUUUCAGCGUAGAUAACAACAUUAAUACUCCUAUUUGCAGAGUUAUUGAUCCUAUUACUUAAAAUAUUUCACCACUUUGGAACUCAUGUUAUUUUAAUGGUAAAUUUUCACUCCUCACUUUAACGCCUAUUGGAGAUAUAAGUAAUCUAGACUAAAAUGGAGUGUUAAUGAAUUCCUUUAUAGUGCAAAUACAGAAUAUUCGUGUGCCGAGGACACCUGUCUAAUAGUAUUAUAUUAGUGGCUAUGUUUAUAACAUUCAAGAUUAAUCUCAACCUAUUUUAUACUAACAAAAUAUUCCUUUGCCUGGCAGAUAGGAUGAAAAGACUAUUUAGUAAUUCACAUAACUCGUUUUAUAAAAUAAGAAAUUUAACACAGUAGGUUCAUUAUCUUAAUUCUAAUUCUCAAUAAAGCCUACAUAGUCAUUCUUAGAUUACAAUUCUAUGAUAUUGAUUUAUCUCCCAUCUUAUUAUCCACCUCUUCCUGAUUUCGCCUAACCUGUUUGCUAUAUAUAACUAAUUGACGUGACAUCAAACUAACCAAAUACCUUCACCCGUUGUGAAUACUUGCAAGACAGAAUGAUUGUAAUCCGUGACAUUUUCCCAACUUUACAAGUUAAUUAUGCCUAUUAAGUUACAGUUAGUGGUAUACCCUAACCAUUAUUCACUGCUGCUUAAACCAUAUUUAUAGCUCUAAUUCAAAAAUAUUAUGAUAUAACAUCAACUGUUAACGAGUAUUUAGAAGUUUUGGAUAUAGCUCCUAAUAAUCCAAAUGCAAACAUAGUAAGGGUUUCAGCUUUUUCAAAGACAAAAACAACUUGGAUCCAACAAGACAAUUAUGUCUUUACUCUUAGAGUAUCAAAUAAUGUUGCAGCAAAUUCUUAUUUAGCAGUAGACUUCCCAAGUGAAUGGGUUGAUAAGAAUCAAAACAAGCCGGCAAUAACUUGCUAUUUGUAGUAAGCUUCUUCAGCAAAUGUAGCUUUCCCUUGUUCUUAAAAUGGAUACAGGAUUAUUGGCUAAGUUGCAAGUCCUAUUACUGCAAAUACUGAUUAUACUUUAAUUAUAAAUGGGUUUAGCAAUCCUCAUUAUAGUUUGUGUAUAGGAUAAGGAGUUACUGUCUAAAUAGCAGAUAGCUAAAUGAAUUAAGUUACUUAAAGGUCUUAUGUCACAAUUAUGAAUAUAGGAAACUUAGUUUUUGAUUAAGGUUUAACUUCAGACACAAUUUUUAAAUGGUAGCUCAUAACGAAUGAUAAUGUCUAAGAUGGAGAGUAAACUUAUUCUACUAUUCCUUCUUUGCUAACAGUCUACAUAGGAACAUAUUCUAGGAGACUUCGUUUAUCUGUAGCAGAUGGUAAUCGUAUUGCUAAUGAUUUCUCACUUUAACUUUAAUCAACUCCCUCUGGCUAGACACCAUUUUCAACUUAUCCUACUAUAAUAAAUAUGAGCGUUGGUGAUUACUACGUAGAUAUUAGAAUAGGUGCACAAAAUACAGUUACACCUGGUAUCUACAGUAUUUAUUUCUAGCUGAACAAUGGCGGUUAAUAUAAUAUCCCUCCAGUAGUUAAAGUCUAAAUAUUAAGCACUUCUUAUGGUAUUCCCAAUCCCUCUAUCAACAACAUAGUCGUGCCAAUCUUGGGUUACAGUCUUCCAAUUUACUGGAAUAUGGAUGCCGCUGUUCCUAUUAGUUAGUUUAAAUUAGAAACGGAUAUUGCUAUUUACCCAGACCUUGUUCUAGACUAUAAGGCAUAUAGUGAUAUGACAUUCUCGAUUACAAAAACUAGCGAUUUUAUUACAUUGAAAAGUGAUGCUGCUCCUAUUGUAUCUGACACUACUUCAAAAGUUAAUUUGUAUAUUGAUCCUAGUUACAAAAAUUACUUUUAGCUUAUUUACAAUACUGUCUUAAUUACUUUAGUUUAAACAAAUACUUAAAAGCCUUAAACUAUAAUUAGUAUUUCGAAUAAUCUUUGUACAAGUGUCACAUUCACAUUAAGUAGUAACCAACCAACACUAGUUUAUUACCAAAUUUAGCUAGCUUCAUCUUAACUCCAAUUUAACUUUAAUAACACUGUAGAGUAGGUGCGUAUUUUGACUUAGUAUUAAUUUGAUGAUGUAGACUAAGUUUAAUAUGGUAUGUUCCCAGUAUACUUGGCUAACACUGUCUAUAAACUUACGAUCCCUAAUCUCUUUUCUCAGCGUUCAUAUUCAGUCCAAUUUUUCCCAAUUAAUGAAAAUUAAGUUCUGGGAGACACUUAAUAGUUUUCUGUAGUGCCUAAAUCUAACCUCGAUUAUUUAAUUAAAACAAAACUAUAUACCACUGCUAUCCUUUCAACCUAACAUAUGGUAUAUUUAGCAUGCUAACACUCUUAUAUGUUCUUAUAUCCAUAUAAAAGAGUUCGUUCUAUUUAUGAAGACUAUUGUGAUCCUAAAGUUACUUCAGCUUCUUUACCUUAAGUUUAAACAGCAACUCAACAGUAAGUUUACUAUUUCUACCUUUAUCCAUUUGAGUAUAUUGAACUAGUGGAAUAGGCUGGAACUGUAUAUGCUUCUGCUAGCCUUAAAAAUAAUUAAAUUUCGGCAUUUAAAACUAAAUUUACCAGUAUUUUUAGUGCUUUAGGACUCCCUGUUCUUGAUGAUUUCUAAUAUGGUGGAAAAGUUAUAAUUUAUCCUCCUGUUUUUACUUCACAAGGUUAAGUUACAAGCACCAAAAACUCUUUAGUAGUAACAGGAAUCACACUUUAAAACAAUGGAAUCAUAUUUGCAAUCUUAGAAAGACUUAAUAUCAGCAUAAAAGGUAGAAUUUAGUAUGUAAGUGAACCUACCUUUUUGUAAGUCAGAUCAGGAUUAAAUAAUACUGAUCAAGUAGCUUUAGGAAAAGCUCAUGCUGUUUACGAAGGAACUCCUAUAACAUUUGAAUUUGAUAAUUUAGAACCUGGAAACCAUUACAGGGUAGUCAUGUAUGCAACUUCUGAAGAUCCUUCUUAAUAUAAAAUGGUUACUACUAACGUAACUUCAGUAGAAAUUACACUUCCUGCCCAUUCUAUAAUUUUAUUAUCAUAAUAUUCGCUUUUAGCAUUAAUAUUAAUAACUAUUUUUUCAUGA